CCGUCAAGGACCCCUCGUCCUCCAAGAACCCCUUGAACCCCGGAAAGGAAAAGUUUCCGACAGCAUCGGGCGUCGGCGAAGCCUUUGAGAACUUCAAGUCCGUUUCUAAGGAGCCACAGACUUCGGCUUCAGAGAAACAGCUUUCUUCGGCGAGGCAGGGGCGGCAAAGGAAUUUUUCACCCACUCCGGAUAUUGGCACUCGUCUGAAUGGCAACGCAAAUGGCAUUGUUGGUGACAUUAGGUGCAUGAAUAUGCCGAGGAAUGAAGUGUUUUCGGCGACCUUGAAGCUUCCGGCCGGUUUUUCGGAAGGACCCGUUUUUGAGGACGUUUCUGAGGAUGUCGACCCGGGUUCACACCCUCACUGCAAAUUGCGUCCAUUGCCAAUAAACCCGCAAUUGUAUAAAUUGCAAAUCUCUCAGCUCGAACCCUGUGGCGUCGUUUCUUGCAAGCAACCCAACGGACAG
Notodromas monacha is the source of this 464-nucleotide messenger RNA. Lineage: Eukaryota; Metazoa; Arthropoda; Ostracoda; Podocopida; Cyprididae. The record is from the annotation of a GenBank genome assembly.